Pediculus humanus corporis (human body louse) is the source of this 924-nucleotide messenger RNA. Its product is annotated as inositol monophosphatase family domain containing protein. Gene Ontology annotation, biological process: phosphatidylinositol phosphate biosynthetic process. The record is from RefSeq and is a predicted model, not a curated record. The coding region runs from base 1 to 924 and encodes 307 amino acids. The transcript has 4 exons. Gene Ontology annotation, molecular function: 3'(2'),5'-bisphosphate nucleotidase activity. NCBI's taxonomy places the organism in Eukaryota, Metazoa, Arthropoda, Insecta, Psocodea, Pediculidae.
AUGGCUCAGAAUACUCCUUUGUUAUUAAGAUUGGUGGCUUCUUCAAUAAGUGCAGCUAAUCAUGCUGGUAAAAUAAUAAGAGAUGUUAUGUCACACGGAGAUUUAGCCAUUGUUGAAAAGGGGAAAAAUGAUUUACAAACAGAAGCAGAUAGAUCAGCUCAAAAAUGCAUAAUAGCAUCAUUGUCAAAGCAGUUUCCCAGUGUUCAUAUAAUCGGAGAAGAAGGUGCCAUCAAUGAUGAUGUACCCAACGAAUGGAUUACAAAAGAAGCUGAUAAAAACGUUUUGGAACUUGAUUGCCCUCGAGAACUUUCAAACAUAUCUGAUUCUGAUGUAGUUUUAUGGGUAGAUCCAUUGGAUGGUACAUCUGAAUAUACCCAAGGACUUUUAGAUCAUGUUACUGUUUUAAUUGGAAUAGCUGUUGGAAAUGAAGCUGUCGGUGGAGUUAUUCAUCAACCUUAUUUUAAUUACAAAGAAGAUGAUAAAGAAUUGGGUAGAACAAUUUGGGGUAUUCGAGGAAUCGGUGUUGGAGGAUUUACACCGAAAAGUCCACCUGCUAAUCAGAGAAUUAUUACUACCACAAGGUCUCAUUCUAAUAAUGUAGUAAAUGAAGCUGUUGAUGCUAUGGAACCUACUGAUGUAGUUAGAGUCGGAGGAGCUGGACAUAAGGUUAUGUUAUUAAUGGAAGGUAAAGCACAUGCUUACGUUUUUGCCAGUAAUGGCAGUAAAAGAUGGGAUACAUGUGCUCCAGAAGCUAUUUUAAGGGCUUUGGGAGGUGAACUCACUGAUAUGGCUGGAAAUCAUUAUUCUUACAACAAAGAUACUCCUCAUGCUAAUACAAAAGGUGUAUUAGGGACAGCCAAUAAAAAUGAUCAUGAAUGGUAUUUGAAAAAAGUUCCAAAAUCAGUACUUUCUGCUUUGAGCUAA